This is a messenger RNA of Bacillus rossius redtenbacheri, 3250 nucleotides long. Its product is annotated as transmembrane protein 50B. The transcript has 4 exons. The record is from RefSeq and is a predicted model, not a curated record. Bases 158 to 652 code for a protein of 164 amino acids. Gene Ontology annotation, biological process: protein targeting to vacuole; late endosome to vacuole transport via multivesicular body sorting pathway. NCBI's taxonomy places the organism in Eukaryota, Metazoa, Arthropoda, Insecta, Phasmatodea, Bacillidae.
ACUACCACAAAGUAUGUGUUGGUUGUGGUCUGUGGUGGGGAAUCUAUGAUCGUAUUAACCUAGCUGUCAAACGCUAGAAAACUUAGAUGAAUUUAAUACUGUAAUAAUUUGGAUAAACUUUUGGUGUGUGUUUUGAAAGUUUAAGUUUGUUGAAGAAAUGGCCACCUGUUUUGAAAAUUUCCAGAUGCCACCAUGUGUGUGGUUUGAAGGAGAUGACAAAAGAAAUCCUGUGGUGUCUAUCAUAGCUGGAAUUUUGUUUUUUGCAGGUUGGUGGUUUGUCAUUGAUGUGCAGUCUAAUCCAGAUACUGAAUAUUUCAACCCAGCUUAUCAUGUGUGCGGUAUAUUUGGCACUCUGUCUCUUCUCAUGAUAAACUCUGUAUCGAAUGCCAUGGUGCGUGGGGAUGCGUACUCUGGCGGUUGUUUCGGUCCCAGAGGAGCCCGUGCAUGGCUGUUUGUGGGAUUCGUCAUGGGUUUCGGAGCAGUCAUUGCUUCUUGCUGGAUACUCAUUGCGAACUACUUGUCGUACGAGCCAGGUAAAAAUGAGAAACCAAGGGGCACAUACCCAGGAGUCGGCUUGUUCCUCCAGAAUGCACUGAUCUUCAUCGGCUCGCUGGUCUUCAAGUUCGGGCGAGUCGAGGACCACUGGAACUAGGCCGUAACUGUGUAGUAAUAGCUUUUGUAUGAAAUAUUAUAUGUCAUAUGUUUUUGGACCUCCGUAAAUGCAAAUUUUGUGAACGUGUAGCAGGCACAUAUAGGGAGUGUCUGAUGCACAUUCAGUGGUACUGUUGUUGUGGAAUUUUUUUCAUUGUUAAUUCAGUUAGGAAAGCUGCUCUUCAUAUGUAACCAUUAUUUAUUUAGUCUUUAAAUACAUACAUAUGUAAAUAUACAUACUUAUAAUGGAUAUCACUUAAUAGGAUGUUACAUGUGAAGUGGUCACAAAAGCAAGGUAUACAAACCUUACUUUUUCUCAACACUUAAAAUUUGGCAUUGAUAGAAGAAAACCACGUACUUAUUCUAUUGAUUUUUAAAUUCUCAAAUAAUAUUAUAAUGUACAUGAAUUUGGCAACAUAUUUGAAUGAAGGUCAAAAACAUGUUCUUGUAUUAGUUAUAAUUUACUAUGGUUGUUUGAGGUUUAUUAACAAUUCCCCAUCAAAGAAAUUAUGUGCAAUAACAUGACACCAAGUUGUACAGUUGUAAGUUAGUGUUGCUCAUUUAAAAAUUAUAUUUGCACACUGUGCACGUCUAUUUCUGAUAAACACACACACAUUAUUUUUAGUAUGUAUAAAUAGGACGUCUAAAUUGUUAAAAUUAAAACAAAUAAAAGCGUAGCUACUUCAUGAUUCUAUACAUUAUAAUUUACUGCUUCAAAGAUGUAAUUGUUUGAAAACUUGUUUCAGUGGGCAUAGGUAGUUCAGUGAAGAAUUAUGGUCAUAUGCCACUGGAUUGUAGUAAGGGAAUGAAUACUAAUCAUGUUUAAGUCUAAGUUUUGCAAAUACUUUAGCUAAUUACAAUUGUAAAUCAAUUUCUUAAUGGUCUGCAAUUUAUUUGUUUAUAAUCUAGCUAUUUUUACUCUGUUUAUAUGGUACUACUUAUGAUCAUAAAAAUGUAUGCUGAUAUAUUUUCACUUGUGUUUUCAAUAAUUUUUGAAAUUAUGCAUAACAAAAUAAGUUACUAUUUUUGAGUGUCAAAUGUCAAAGCCAAAUAUGACCCAACAUGGGAACUGUCAAAGAAAUGUUGCAUUUUAUAAAAUUUAAUUGGCCAUCAUCAGUCUAGUUAUGAAACACCUAUCCUUUUUUUUUAUAUUGGUGGUGAUAGUAUAGAUAGGGGCAGGCAUUUUUCUACAGAAAAAUCUGAACCCAUAUUGGUUUACAAUAUGGUAUGCCUGUGCCAACAGUUUCUUCCUUGUGGAUGGCCUUCGUCUGCCUUAUUUGACCGGGCCACUCAGGACACAUUUACUUCUGCACUGAAUUAUGUCCUGUGAUAGAUAUGAUGAAAGUAGAAAUAAACCUGAAAGAAACUCACCCAAUCACGAAACACAGACGGUGCUACAUUGUUUUGAGUCUCGGCUAGUGUCAAAAUCAUUUCAUGGGAAAUGCAUGCCCCUAAGUAUAGGUAAUUAUAUCUUAAAAAAGUUCGUAAUUAAAAACCUCACUUUUUCACAUACAGCAAAACCCUUUUAAUAAAAUAUCCUGCAGAAGUUUCAAAAAUUUAGCACUUGAUCUAUAAAUACUUAAAAUUUUACAUUUUUUUAUAGGUCUAAAUUUGUAAGUACCUUAAGAAACUUAACAGGGUUUUACAGCAUCCAAUUUAAUUAGGUACUUAGGCAUUGUAUGGGAUUGUGUAUGACAUUCACAGACUUAAAACCACUACGUUAAUCGACAGAAAAAAAUUAUAUUACCAACUGUAUUAUACUGACCAAUACAAAAUUAAAUUCUGUUUAACUUUAUAAACUUUUGCCUGUGCCACACUACUUAAACAAUACUCUGCAAGAAUAUAUCCAGCUGUUGUUAGGCAUGUCAAAAAACUAAAUAAAUUUUAGUGAUGCAACCACUAGGAAGUGUGGUUUUUCAAGCUCCUCACAGAGUAUUUUAUUGUUAUUGCUAUUAUGGUAUUGAUGCCCUACGAGUUACAAGAUAUAAAUUCACUUAAAACUUUUUUCCUUAAUGGUAAAUAAUACAUAUGAAUAAAAUAUGGAACUACUUAUCCUAAAGUGUAGUCAGAAUGUUUGUAUGCACUAAGCUAUAAAUUCCGGCUGUAUGCCUAAUUAUAUCAAAUUUGUAGUGGAAUAGUUUAGAUUGUCGGAACAUGCCUCAUUUGCGUACUAUAACUCUUUUCAGCUAAAUGGUUAGUAUAAUUUGUAGCUUUUAUAUUCAAGUUUGUUGUAGUGUACAACAUGAUUUAUAAGUAUAUAAUUUAACGAGAAUUAUUUGUAUAUGCUAUGGUAAGUACUGUAACAGACAAGACACUAAACUUCAAACUACCUAUAUUAUAAGUACAUCUGCUUUUAAAAAAAAUUAUGUAUAGUAUUAAAACAAAUUGCCUGUGGGUUUGUAGUACUCUGAUCUUAAAUGUGAUUAUUGUAUUGCAUUUGAGAAAAAAAAAUUUAAAUUACUUUUAUAGAAUCUCAUAGUUUGUAAACCUUGUUUCAUCAAAUUACAGCCAAAUUAUAUGUUUUUUGUAUUGCAUAUGAAUUUAAGUCCUGAAAUUUGUGCGUGUCUCCAAAAUAAACAGCUGAAGUUCAGUUUAAAAA